AAACGGACGCGCGGGCGUUCUAGAACGCCCGCGGGCACGUCAAACGACCCCCUUCGAACGCCCGUUUCUCCUCCGCCUCCUCACUUUCCCUGCCUCCAUGGCAACCCCGGCCCCGCCCCGCCGGGUAUAAAUAUUUACCAGUUUCCCAUCUCCCCCGCCCCUUUCCCUGCCUUCACGCGAGGCUCCCGCGUCUCAGGGCCUCGUGCUGCUGCGGCGACGCCUCGCACGGCCGGCGCGUUGAGCUUGCCCGGCGGGCGGAUGGACCAGUGGGCAGAACGGCGGCUGGGCGAGAUGUGGCCGAGGCGGAGCAGCUUGGGGAAGGGGCAGGAAGCGAGUUCCCGCGGGGUCGCCGAAUCUCUGCCUCAGAAAGUAAGGGAAGACGCCAGGGACUAGCGCCUUGAAUUCCUUUUAAGUUCUCUUUCUUAACAGCUUGUCGAACAGCGUCUUCGAGCCCUCCUCCUCCCCCCUCCGCCUUUUUUUGCGUGUUCUGCCCCUCCAUGCUUGCUGGAGAUGGAAACCAAAGCUGACCCCCAAUUUUAUAUAGGGGCUGGUUUGCUGCAGAGAACGAAGAGGGCUCUCUGCACACGCUCGAAGGUCCCUUUCUAAAAAUUAUUUCCGCACAAGUUAAGGCUGUGCUUCCUGCUAGCUCCCACAAAGAGCUCUUGUUGCAGGGUCAGGCCAUAAGGGUCAUCUCAAUUUGCAGGUUUUUAGGGACAGGCGUAGCUGCCCUGUGUCAUUAGCUCAGGUCAUUUGCACACAUACCUCAGUAUUGUCUACACUGACUGGCAGCAUGCUCCAGGGUUUCAGGCAGGGGACAUUCCUAGCUUUACCUGCUCUACCACUGAACUAUGGCCCUUUCUUCCAGUUUGAAGUUGUUGGCAUUAUAUAUCAGAUGUCUGGUUUUGGACACUGACCUGGAAGGGCAUUUGUCCUGGAAGGCAGAAUAUAACCCAUAUGUGUGUGUAAAAUAAAGGUAAAGGACUUUUAGCACCCAGCCCAGCAUCACUCCCUCCCCCCCCCCCCAAUGCAUCCACUCAGUUAUGUGACCCCUGAGCUAAGGAGAUAAGUAACUACAACCUUUAGAAGACAUCUGAAGGCAGCCCUGUAUAGGGAAGUUCUUUAAUGUUUUAUUAGGUUUUUAUAUGUGUUGAAAGCAGCCCAGAGUGUCUGGGGCAAUGGGUGGGGUAUAAAUAAUAAAAGUAUUAUUAUUUAUAAUAGGACAUCUCUAUUUUCAUCGGGGAAAUGUUGGAGGAUAUGCAACCAGAAACCCAUGGAAGUCAGUAAUUCUGCUGUUUGCUUCCCAGCUACUGCUUGUUAUCUCUGAAGACUUGACUUGGCUAUGCUGAUCAGUAGCUACUGACUAACCCAGGGUUAGGCAACCUAAGGGCUGUGGGCUGGAUCCGGCCCAAAUGCCUUCUCAAUCCAGCCCACAGACGGUCCGGGAAUCAUGAGUAGAAUGUGUCCUUUUAUUUAAAAUGCACCUCUUGGUUAUUUGUGGGGCAUAGGAAUUCGUUCAUUUCCCCCCAAAAAAUAUAGUCUGGCCCCCCACAUGGUCUGAGGGACAGUUGACCGGCCCACGGCUGAAAAAGGUUGCUUACUCCUGGACUAACCUAUCAUUUAUUGCAUUUAUAUCAUACCUUUUCCCCCAAAGAGCUCAAGGUGAUGUUUAGGGAAGCUUUUAAUGUUUAAUAGGUUAUUGUAUUUUAGUGUUCUGUUGGAAGCCGCCCAGAGUGGCUGGGGUAUAAAUAAUAAAUUAUUAUUAUUAUUAUUAUUAUUAUUAUUAUUAUUAUUAUUAUAUUACAUGGUUUUCCUAUUUUAUCCUCACGAAACCUCAGUAAGCUAGGAUAUAGACCAAGAGACAGUGGCUGCUCCAAGGGCCCACAAUGAGCUCCAUGGCUGUGUCCUGAUUUGAACCCCGGUCACCACCAGCACUUUGACUGCUGCGUCAUACUGGCUCCAUGAAACUCCCACCCCUUAUUCUCCUAGCCUAGCCUUUAUAAUGCCUGUUUUGUCUGUUCUUCCACCCCACCCACCUUACUGUACUUCUCUUUAAAAGAAGUAUGCCCCACGGAGAGCCUCAAGGUCCAUAAAUAGCAACACCCUAGUGGUCCCGGGCCCUAAGGAAGUUAGAUUGGCUUCAACCAGAGCCAGGGCCUUUUCAAUACUGGCUCCGGCCUGGUGGAACGCUCUGUCUCAUGAGACCAGGGCCCUGCGGGAUCUGAUUUCUUUCUGCAGGGCCUGUAAGACAGAGUUGUUCCGUCUGGCCUUUGGCUUGGAGCCAAUUUGAUUCCAUCUCCCUCUUUCUUUUUUCUUCUCCUUUCUCCUCCUGCAAUGAGGCUACAUUUUAAUAUUUUAAUGUUUCAAUAUUUUAAUGUUGUUUUUAAAUUGUAUUCAUUCAACUUAUUUUUAUUAUUGCUUGUUAGCCGCCCUGAGCCCGGCCUUGGCUGGGGAGGGCGGGGUAUAAAUAAAAAAUAUUAUUAUUAUAUUAUUAUUAUUAUUAUUAAAGAUUUGCCACAGUUUUUUUAUUCACUUUAUUUUAUUUAUAUCCUGCCUUGGGUGGGGGCAGUGAUGGGAAUUAUUUGGCAGCACAAAAUAAUAUAUCAAAUACAGUGGUACAUUCGUUCUUGAACUUAAUCUGUUCAGGGAGUCCGUUCGACUCCCAAAAUGGUUCAGAAACCAAGGCGCGGCUUCCGCUUGGCUGCAGGAGCUUCCUGCAUUCAAUCGGAAGCCGCGUUGGAUGUUCGGCUUCCGAAAAAGGUUUGCAAACCAGAACACUCACUCCUGGUUUGCGGCGUUUGGGAGCCGAUUUGUUCAGGAGCCAAGCCGUUUGAGUUCCAAACUGCCACUGUACAUUUAUAAAUCAUCAUAGCUAAGGCAAACAAACACAUUUCAGACUUGCUUGUUACCCCCCCUUGUUGCGUUUGACGGGCUUAUUUCUUUCUCUCCCCCCUCUCCUCUAAUGUUUUAAAUGGCACUGAAAUGGUCUGUUAACAUGUGACGAGUUUGCUGUAGUUUUUACUGUUUAUUUCGAUCUUUUGCUUUGCAAGUCGCCCAGAGAAGUCCUCACGGAGGCCCGUGGAGAUCAUCCCCAAGUAAGUGGGCAUUGCAGCCCCUCUGGCCCAGUCUUUUCUUUAGCUUGCCUCUAGUAUCACAGACGCAGUUGUAGUAUCAUUGGGAUGUGGGUGGCGCUGUGGUCUAAACCACAGAGUCUAGGACUUGCCGAUCAGAAGGUCGGUGGUUCGAAUCCCUGCGACGGAGUGAGCUCCCAUUGUUCGGUCCCAGCUCCUGCCCACCUAGCAGUUUGAAAGCACUUCAAAAGUGCAAGUAGAUAAAUAGGUACCACUCCGGUGGGAAGGUAAACGGCGUUUCCGUGUGCUGCUCUGGUUCGCCAGAAGCGGCUUUGUCAUGCUGGCCACAUGACCCGGAAGCUGUCUGUGGACAAACGCCGGCUCCCUCGGCCUAUAGAGUGAGAUGAGCGCGCAACCCCUGAGUCGUCCGCGACUGGACCUAAUGGUCAGGGGUACCUUUACCUUUUAGUAUCACAGAAUUGUAGAGUUGGAAGGGAUGGCAAGGGUCAUCCACUCUAAUCCCUUGCAAUGCAGGAAUAUGCAGGCCCAUAUAGGGAUCAAACCAGCGUCCUUAACAUUAUCAGCACCACACUCUAACCAGCUGAGCUCUAACCAUCAAUUCCUUCCCACACCUUAAUCUAGAAACUUUUAGAAGUUUUAAACUGUUUGAGAAGGCUAUUUUUAACUGCUUUUAGAGGCUUUGAUUGUAUUAUUUUAAAACUGACUAAAAUGUAAAUUUAAUUAAUAUUGUCUCUGUUGCCCAAGACCUUUUAUUUCUCACAUUCCUCCUACACCUCCUUAACCUUUCCCUUGUUGCCUUUCCCCCAUUUCACUAUUUCCUCCACAAGUUUCCUUUGCAAUACUCCAAAUUAUUUUUUAAAAAGCCAUAUGUUGUGACCCACCCUUAAUUUUUCAUGUGUGUGCCUUGCCUGGGCGUGUCACAGGUUGGCUGUGCCUAGACCAUAGAGUCUCAAAAAGCUUGUGAUCCUUUUGGCUCAUGCUUGUAACCAUUCCUUCAUCUAGCUGAAUAGAUCGUUAUCCUGCGGGAAAAAUCUUGGGUGUUUUCCGCAUCGCCCUGUUUCAGGUAAGGAGAUCCUUGAGGGUGCAUUGCUUGCAUGCUUAGCGCAACAGGUUUGUUUUCUGAUCUUACCUGCCCUGAAUCUUUGGCCACAAAUUUAAGUACGAUGCUCCUGAUAGCAUCUCCUGAAACAUAUCACAUUGGAGAGUGUGUGGAUGCGUUACCUUAAAGUCAAAGAGCCUACCAUCACUCAUUGUAAGAGAAAGCAAGGUAUGUUUCUUGAUACAGAUUUUUAAGCACAUUGUCCAGAAUGUUAUACAGUGGUACCUCAGGUUAAGAACUUAAUUCGUACUGGAGGUCCGUUCUUAACCUGAAACUGUUCUUAACCUGAGGUACCACUUUAGCUAAUGGGGCCUCCCACUGCUGCCACGCCACCAGAGCACAAUUUCUGUUCUCAUCCUGAAGCAAAGUUCUUAACCCGAGGUACUAUUUCUGGGUUAGCAGAGUCUGUAACCUGAAGCGUCUGUAACCCGAAGCGUCUGUAACCUGAGGUACCACUGUAUGUUUAUUUUCUAUGUUCCGCUUCUCAGACAUUUGUCUCCCAGAGCAGAUCACCUCAAAAAAGUGACAUAGCUUGUCAUCUGGUUUUUUUAAAAAUAGGACAUGGCACACAAACGAAGGGAAGUUGAGGGCAAAGGUUGUGGGAUGUAACGUAAGCAGUCAAGUACAACACUUCCUGUUUGCCUAGAGUGGACACAGGCAGGGGGAUUUUGAUCCAGCCAGUUGAACUUCCUGUUGCACCUGGGCUGGAGCAUUACCAGGAAUAUACAGUCAUACCUUGGGUUACAGAUGCUUCAGGUUGUGUUUUUUUAGAUUACGGAACCCCGAAACCCGGAAGUACUGAAACAGGUUACUUCCGGGUGUCGGCAGUCGUGCAUGCGCAGAAGCGCCGAAUCGCAACAUGUGCGUGUGCAGACGCACCACUGUGGGUUGCGAACGCUGCGGAUUGCGAACGUGCAUCCCGCACGGAUCACGUUCGCAACCCGAGUGUCCACUGUACUCCAAUCUGAACAAAGCCAGAUUGGAUUGCUUAAGUAAAGAGAUUCAAACGAAUCUACCAACUAGCUUCCUGCUAUAUAUUGGGGAAUACAUUCUGCUGCUGGCUCACACGCGUGAGUUAGGAAGGAUACUAUUAAAUCAAUAUAUCCUCUCCUAGUAUCGACAGCAUUCCCACAAAGGUAGAUGGUGGAGACAAUUUUUUUCAAGGCCAGACCCAAGUGGUGAACCAUAAGUAGGGAUGGAGGAGGAGGAAUUUGGUUUGGUUGGAAUUUUAAUGCAAUUGUAGCUAAUUUGCACUUCUCGAAGCAAAUACGUGAAGCCAAACACUGCUGUCCUUCAAAAUGUGCACUGCUCCAGUUCUCCAAGAGAAUGUGUGCAAAAAUGUUUAUAUUAGGGGAGAGUGCAUGCAAGCAAAUAAAUAAAUAAUCCUGAGGGUCAUCUAGUCCAACCCCCUGCAACGCAGGGAUCUCAGCUAAAGCAUCCAUGUCAGAUGGCCAUCCAACCUCUGCUUAAAAACCUCCCCCAAAAAAUAGUACAGUAGUGAAAAUAAUAUAAAAAUGCAUAACUAGAGAAAAAUGCACUAAAGGGCUUUUGAAUUUUCACUAGGACUUAAAAAAUCACAAGCUGAUGCACUAAUACUGAGAACUGGAAAAGAAAUGGGAAAAGGAGAGGAUCUGAAAUUGACAAGCCAUCCCUUACCUAUAAGCAGACAUUUUGUGUCUCGUUCAGCCUAGCCUGACCUCCCCUUUGUGGUGAUGGGGCUUGGGUAGCAGGUGAUGCCUCGAGUUCCUUUGACCAAUAGGUAGGGUCAGAUGGUCCUGUCCCCUUGCUUCUGCAGCCCUAGGGCAAUUGUUAGGUGAGGCAAAAUGGUUCUUCAUGGGAGGAAAGGAAGCUGUUCCUUCUCUGCCUAAUAAAUGGGACCAAAGGCAGAGGCUGCAGCAUGCUUCACUUCAGCUCUGCAUCUCUGUCCGCAAUGCAAAAGCAUCCCCAAAGUUCUCUCUCUCUCUCUCUCUCUCUCUCUCUCACACACACACACACACAGUGCUUUUUUACCUCAAAAAAUUAAAAAUGUUUAGGGGUACUCUCAUUUUGACUCAAGAAAAAUCAUUUUAUAGUUCAAAUUGGGGAAAAAUAAAUACAGUAAAUGGACAGAAGGCCGCCACCGGGGGUAGCAAUGGAACUGACGAUUCACUGUGUUUGGGAUAUGCAUCCCCUGUGUCCCCACAGAAAAAAAGUACUCUCUGUGUGUGUAUACAGUCAUUCCUCGGGUUAAAUGUGCUUCAGGUUGAGCUUUCUCAGGUUACGCUCUGCGGCGACCCAGAAGUAAUGGAGCGCGUUACUUCCGGGUUUCACCACUCAUGCAUGCUCAGAUGCUCAAAAUUACAUCACGCGCAUGCGAGGAAUCGCGACACGUGCGGACGCUGGUUGCGUUCGCUUCAGGAUGUGAACGGGGCUCUGGAACGGAUCCUGUUCACAUCCAGAGGUACCACUGUGUGUGUGUGUAUAUAGAUAUAUAUAUAUAUGUUUGUGUGUGUGCACGUGCGUAUAUACACACGCGAUCGUGCGCACACACACAGUGGUACCUCGGGCUACAGGUUACAGACUCCGCUAACCCAGAAAUAGUACCUCGGGUUAAGAACUUUGCUUCAGGAUGAGAACAGAAAUCGCAUGGCGGCAGCGGGAGGCCCCAUUAGCUAAAGCGGUACCUCAGGUUAAGAACAGUUUCAGGUUAAGAACGGACUUCCAGAACAAAUUAAAUUCUUAACCCGAGGUAUCACUAUAAUUAAAUUUUCUGUUUUACUAAUUAGACUAUUCAUUUAUACAACCUUAAAAUAUCCAUGACUUCCCUUCUUUUUCCAUGGUUCAUUUUACAUAGCAUAAAUCCCUGCAUAUUUUACAUAAACUAAGCCAUUCAGUAUUCCAUUAUUACUUCCAUCGAAACUUAUUUACACUGUUGAAUUUAUCUUAAUGCUGCCAACGUUUUCAAGCGUGCACAAUUCCCCUCCCCAUAUAUUCAAUAAAUAUUUUCCAAUCUUCUUUCAACAAAUGUUCUUCUUGUUCUCUUAUUCUAUAUGUUAGGUCUGCAAGCUGCGCAUAUAACAUCGGUUUAAAUUGCCAUUCUUCUUUAGUUUAAGGUUACCAGAUUUUUUUGAAUGAAUCCGGGGGCACGUUUCAACUUCAGUAGGAAUGAUAGGAUUUUGUAUGGGGACUGAUUUGUAAAUCCGGGGACUGUCCCCGGGAAGCGGGGACAUCUGGUAACCUUACUUUAGUUGGGACCUCGCUCGUUUUCCAUUUUGGGGCUAAGUAAACACGGGCCGCCCCCAAAGUUCUGAUAUGAUGCGUGUUGUCUGAUAAGGCAAACUUUUAGCCAGCUAGCUAUAUGCACUUGUGACUUGGAAUGUUUCUUUGCUAUAUUUUCUGCAAGGUGCUAGUUUGUGGUGCCUUUAAUUAAAAACAUGUAGGCCAAUUGUCUAACGUUCUGAAAACUUUUUUAAAGAGAGCAGCGAAGGGAAGAGCGAUGCAGAUAUCAAAAAGUUUGAGGAUGAUGAUUGUGACCGAGGUAAGAUGACAGGCAGCUACUAGCUGUCGCCCUUGUUAAAAAUUGUGGUAGUAACCCUGAGCUUCCGACUGCUUGUAGGGAGACACAUGAUUGAGUAUUCCUCUGUACCAAAAAUACCCCCAAACGUCUUACUGCCUUUAGAAAUGUGUAAGGAAGAAGGCUAAGUUAGAGGCUUUCUUCCUGACAUGCUAGCUCUCUGCCUGCAGGGAUUUUUGUGAAUGGAGGGGCAUUCAGUUGCAUAAGCCCUCUAUGUCUCUCUUUAUUUUUUAUUGUUUUCAUAUUAAAUGUUGUCAGCUUUAUGGGUUGCCUGUAUUAAUAAACUAUACAGUAUAUUAAAUUUAUACUGUGUAAAUUUAGUAAAUAAAUAACUGGUGCAUUUUUUCUUCACGCAACACAGUACCUGCAGCAGAAACUUCUCUCUUAAACAAGCUGAUUAGAAAAUCUCUAGUGGAGUCCUACCAUCACGUAGAGGUUUUGCAGCGUGAUCCCAGCUCACCGCUGUUUUCCGUGAAAACCUUUGAGGAACUGCAUUUGUGAGUAUCUAGAAUCAAUUGACGUUUGCAUUUUGUUCGUAAGUUUUGUUCAUUCAGUGACUGCUCUUCUCCGGGCUGUGGGUCUACUUGAAAUGGAUAAUUAUAUAUAUCAGAAACUGAAUCAGCCCAUGCCUUCUUACCAGAAAGUGCUCAUCCAUCCUGUGGUCUGGUGCUUAUUAUGGGUUUUGCAUUUCCCAGAGCUCGGGUUCAGAUCCUGCAUUUCGCAAAAGCUCGUUUGGUUUACGAACCUAACGUGCUGCAUUUCAGUAGGAGUCCAUUGCCUUCUAUUCCUAUUGACGUUGCUCUUGGUUUCAGAGCACCGUUUGUUUCCAUAGCACUUCUUAUCCUUCCUUAUAGCUCUGUUGACUUUUUCAGGAUUGUAGCCUUGGUGAAAUAUUUAGGUGUGUUCUGGUCUGAGGCACAAGUCGUAGAUUGUGGUUCGAGGACCCGACCUCCGCUUGGAGGACUAAAGGCACGUGGACACAGUGUAUAAGGUUAAUGGGCUAGAAAAGGCCACAGCUUUAUUGAUUAGAGCAAGUGAGAGGUAUUGGCUUAGGUAUUGGACCAACAGCAAAUUUUGACUCCACCCACUCGGAGAGGGGUGAGUCUGACUGGGGUUAACCACCAGUAGGGGAUCCUGUUGAUGCUAAUACAACUAUAAGCUCUUCCCUGAUGUCACCGAGGGUCGUGCCAUGGCCCCCCGCCACACAGGCAUCGGACAGGAUCCACAACCGCCGGAUUCCUUUAACGGAAUACCCAAAUUUGAAGUGGUAGGCGAUGGCUACACCUUGCCCUUCCACACACCAACAACACAUUCCAAUGCCUAACUGCCAAAUACCACGAAAGUUGUGAUGGUUGCUACGAGGUAGGCGAAAAAAACCAAAAGGCAGGUGCCAAUUUGCCAGUUGGAAAAAAUUCCUACCAGCCCCCGUGGGCAACCUGGGUGACCAACCAUAGGUCCAUAGCAAGGUCAAGAGAAAAGCUAAGCCCUAAGCCCUAAGGGAGUGGUGGGUGGGUGACUCGCGGCGAAAAGGUGAAGAAAUGGGCGGAAUGGCUGGCGCAUCUUGAACAGCAAACCAUGCACUCACCAAGCCGCCCGGUUGGGUGUUUAACCGGGGGCGUGGCGCUCCAGCCAUGUGAGUGGGACAGGGGGCAUAAUGACCCCGGCGUGACAUGGGAAUCGCGUCCCGCCCACAACACCACCCCUCCGGAAGGAGGAGAGGCCCUGUAAAAACACAACAGAGUGGCUGGGGCUGAUGCCUUUCAAACCAGUACAGUGGUACCUCGCAAGACGAAUGCCUCGCAAGACAAAAAACUCGCUAGACGAAAGGGUUUUUUGUUUUUUGAGCUGCUUCGCAAGACGAUUUUCCCUAUGGGCUUGCUUCGCAAGACGGAAACGUCUUGCAAGUUUGUUUCCUUUUUCUUAACACCGUUAAUACAGUUGCGACUUGACUUCGAGGAGCAACUCAUAGAACACGGUGUGGUAGCCUUUUUUGAGGUUUUUGAAGACUUUGGUGAUUUUUGAAGCUUUUCCAAAACUUUCCUGACACCGUGCUUCGCAAGACGAAAAAAAUCGCAAGACGACAAAACUCGUGGAACGAAUUAAUUUUGUCUUGCGAGGCACCACUGUAAUUUCACAGGAAGCUGCCUUAUACUGAAUCGGACCAACUUAGACUGGUCCAUCUGGCUCAGUAAUGUCUACACUGACUUGGCAGCAGCUCUCCAGGGUUUCAGGUCGAAGUCUCUCCCCUGCCUGCAGAAGCUAGGGAUUGACCUUCUGCUUGCAUGUGCUGUACUACUGAGCUACAGAAAAUACAUUAUUGAAGAAUAUAUUCUGAUAACCAAUGCUUAUGUUAGACAAGGGAAAGUUUGAGAAUGGUGGGUCUGAAAAUUACACUCCAGAUGAUGGACUUUUGGGAGCUAGCCGACCUGACCGGAAGAGUCCGCGAACAGAAGGAGGAGGAGUACCAGGAGGAAUGGAUGGAAUUCAAAGACUAUUUAGCUAAAUAUGCUAAGAUAACUUAAAUAGAAAUACUUGCAAGUACCAGAUUGGCUUAGGAUUUAAAUAUGUGAUGUUAUAGAAUAUUAUGUUUAAAGUUAAUAUGAAAAGAAAGAAAGAUGUUACUCAGCUAAGUAAAGUUUAUGAGAAAUUAGUUUUGGAGAACUGUUACAAUGAUAUACAUUGAAACUCAGCCAGGGGAUUCGAGGAGGUCACCUAAUAAUGUUAACAAAAGUGGAAUUAUUACAGUUAGGAUUUAUGUUUGUUUAUGUUUGUUAUAAAUUUGGAAAGCCAAUAAUUUUUGGGGGGGGAAAAAGAAGUAAAUUACACUCCUAAUACUUAAGAAAUGUUGGGAUAGACCUGCAAUAUGCUGUUCUAUGGGCCUCUCUUGCUGUUAUCAAUAAGCCACUUUUUGCAGUAGCUGACUCCUCUUAGAAGGGGUUGAUGGGAAUGCAACAUCUUUGUAGCAGGCUGGUUUUCAGGGCUUUUCAUUUUGCUACCGCCCAAAUCUAUUGGUUCAAGUCCAAAUCGUAUUGUUUAUCUUGACGUCAUUUUGUGUGAAAAUGAGCCUAGCGAUUUGCAACGUGUUCCGCCAUCUAUCCAAAUUUCUCAGUUAUGGCAACUCUUGAAUCUCUAAAAUCACGAUGGCUAUUCCUUUUAAAGUCCCAAGCAGUACAUGGAGGUUAGGGGAUCUUAUUUACCAGACUGCUAGCAUCCUCCAGUUUCACUCAGAAGUACCCGAGCUGCUUACAUGUAAAACUGUUCACUUUUAUUCUCAUUUUAACAGGAAGGAUGAACUCUUGCAAGGCAUCUACGCCAUGGGCUUUAACAGACCUUCCAAGAUUCAAGAAACAGCACUUCCAAUGAUGUUAGCUGACCCGUGAGUUGGUUUCAAACAAAUUGAAAGAUAUUCUUUGUGUUGCAGCCAGCAUGGGACACACUUGUGCCAAUUAGCCAGCGAGUUGUUGAGCUAAUUCAUGUUAGAUUUCUUGUAGACGCUGAAGUUUCAUCUACAUAGAAUGGGUAACAUAACUUCUGUCCCCAACUGACACACAGGUUUAGGGAAGGGAUAUUUCCCCUCUGAUUACUAUUCUGUUCCCUAAUAGUUUUUGCAUCCCGUUAUCAAAUGAAAAUCCGGAUAAAGAUACCCUUUCAGUCUGGUUAUCAACCACCUUUGAAAUCAGAAUUUUUUGUUCUGGUUGAUCUGUUCUUUAGAAGGUUGUCACUCACUGUUUUCUGUUCUUUUCAACCUCCUUAUUCCCAGUUCAUGUGCUUAAAAGACUCAUUCUCCCAAUGAAACUUGAAGUAUAAAAUAUUAUUAACACUCUGAAAAGCAAAUCCCAAAGGUUUGCUAAACCAUACUUCUAUGUAAAACGUUCUUCCCACUAUGCGUUUUGUGUGCCUCUCAAGUAUCCUUGUUGUAUCUGAAGAAGUGUGCAUGCACACGAAAGCUCAUACCAAUUACAAACUUAGUUUGUCUCUAAGGUGUAGGGAUGCGGGUGGUGCUGUGGGUUAAACCACAGAGCCUAGGACUUGCCGAUCAGAAGGUCGGCGGUUCGAAUCCCCGCGACGGGGUGAGCUCCCAUUGCUCGGUCCCUGCUCCUGCCAACCUAGCAGUUCAAAAGCCGUCAAAGUGCAAGUAGAUAAAUAGGUACUGCUUCGGCGGGAAGGUAAACAGCGUUUCCGUGCACUGCUCUGGUUCGCCAGAAGCGGCUUAGUCAUGCUGGCCACAUGACCCGGAAGCUGUAUGCCGGCUCCCUCGGCCAAUAAAGCGAGAUGAGCGCCGCAACCCCAGAGUCGGCCACGACUGGACCUAAUGGUCAGGGGUCCCUUUACCUUUAAGGUGCUACUGGAAGGAAUUUUUUAAUUUUGUUUUGACUACCUGUAACUUGUUUCAGUUACAGAUAUCCUUCCUUAUUAUUAUUUCAUUGAAACAGGAACACUCCUUAGGACUCCCAGCUUAUUAACUACGUAGCCCAAAAUCUGGGAUCCCCUCCAAACCUGUGCCAAAGUUUUGCAGCCAUUUUGCGACAAAAACGCCGCAUUUUGCUGCGCCCCCUCAAACUGAGUAAUUGAUACAUUAACCUGGGGCUUGAAGUUAACACCCAAAAUUCCAACAGUGUCUGAGUCGCUUCAAACCGGUGCCAAAGUGAUAGUUUUGCAGCAGUCCACAAACUUAGAAGCCCAGACCUUUGAAAUAUUGUUGUCUUUUUGCAUUAAUCCCAACUUGAUUCUCUGUUUCAGACCCCAAAACCUUAUAGCACAAAGUCAGUCGGGGACAGGCAAAACAGCUGCUUUUGUUCUGGCUAUGCUGAGCAGAGUGAACCCACAGGACAGAUUUCCACAGGUAAAAUGAACUCAGCGAUAUUGCCGCCGGCUGCAGAGUCAUCCUCAGUUCACUAACGCCAACAAGAAAUCGAAAUCUUUGCUAUUAACCUAAGGGCUGCUUCCCUGGGGUUUGUGCCUUUUCCAUCUGGUCCACUGCUUCCGUAGAAUGGCUAAGCAUAGCCGUUUUCAAUGCUGAGAGUUUCCUAAAAACCUGGAAGCUGGCUGGCGGAUGCAAACUGCCUUAAAAUUGACACACAGACUAAUCUUGCAGAAGUGGAAUUAAGCCUCAACAUGGUAACAAAGUAAUGUUGGCACCAGGUGGAUUUUAUUUAAAUCAAAUUGAUCUAAAUCACAAUUUAAAUCACUGGUCAGUAAGACUUGAUUUAAAUCACUUUUUUUACAGAAAGACUCAUUCUUCCUGGUAUAAUCUUAAUAUUUACAUCCACGUUUCAUUUUUGGAAUAAUAACUUUUCAGAGUAGUUUUUACAGUUAUAUCAAAUAUUACUGAUUUGGUUAUACUACUAUAAAUACAGUGGUAGAUAAUUAUGAAAUUAUUGUGAGGUUUAAUAAGUUAACUGUUUAUAUUUGGGCAACUGUUCUGCUGUACUUAUUGGAAGGAGGAAAAAUAAUCAUUUCCUUAAUAACAAUUUCAACAAUUUAUUUAACUAAAACAAUAACAAUAACAUUAUAGCAUAUGUAUCCAUUUUAUUUUAAAAAUCCGAUUUAAAUAAGAAAAAUCUUUUUUUUAAAAAAAAACCAUUGAUUUUUAUCCACCCUGGUAGGCACAAUCAUCAAGCAACCAUCCCACUGUGUUCAUCCAUGCUCAUAGCUGUGACAUACUGCAUAGGCAAGGGACAUUUAACCAAGUUUUUUUUUAAAUAAAAUAAAAUCCCAUGAUUCAUUUGUUUAAAAUCACUUUUAACAUUUGUGCUGAUGCACUUAAAAAACCAAAAAACCCCAGUGCCAUUGUGUGAUUGCUUCAGCGUUCAAAAGUACAAGACAAAAACUAACACGUUGAUAAACUUGCACUGAACGGAACUUCUGUUUGCUCUAAAACACUUUUUCAUGUGGGUGCUAAUUGAGCAGAUACUUCCAUUUUUAAAAAAACAGGCAAAGAAGCCCAAACCUAAAGAUAGAUUUAAAAGAAUAUGCUAAAAUGAAGCCAGCCAUACAGCGUUACGGUGGAGGUUUGUGAAGUUAAAGGAGCAUGGUCAUUUAUUUAAAAAGACAGAAGACUAGUAUUGAGGUGAUCGAUAUCUGGUGGCGGUUGCACUUAUUGUCCCUUCCUUUUAAAAUAAAAACAAUAUUUUCUGCAGUUUGAGAAAAGAUAGGAGCUUAAGGGAAACAGGAGAGCAGUGCUUUACCGUGUUGUGUAGAUGCCCCAUAAAAAGUAAAUGCACAAUUUGUAUCUAUUCCACAUCUUUUCAGUGCCAGGUAAACGCUUCUCUUUCUCCGCAGGCUGUAAGGUGAUAUUGUUAAGUAGCUAAUGUGCUGCCAAAACCUUCCUGUGGCUGUUACGGGGGUUGUUUGGUUCUGUUUUUAUGCUGCAAUGUAUUCAUAUUUAUGUUUUAAAUAUUCUGCAAGUCUGCUGGAGACUCUUUGGUGAGCAAGGGAAGAAUAAUAAAUAGUCUAAUAAAUAAUAGCCUAAUGCUAAAGUGAAAAGGAAACAUGGCCUGCGUGUCAUAUUGGGGAAGCACUGCACCAUUUCUGAAGGCUAAACUGACCUCCAUCUUUCUGUUUCCUUCUACCUCUGUUGCCUCCUCCCAAAGUGUCUCUGCUUGUCUCCCACCUUUGAGCUGGCAUUGCAAACGGGGCGAGUGAUUGAGAAGAUGGGAAAGUUUUGCGUCAACAUAAAGGUUGCGUUUGCCAUUCGAGGGAACAGACGUAAGGCUCUCUCUUGAUGCGUCCCCCCCCCCCCGCGUUUGUCUUGCUGCCUAACGCUUUUGUCGAAAGUGCUUUUGUUCUAUAAUCCAGAUGUUACAGAGCACCACCCACCCACCCCCAAAGCUGUUGGUGCCGUGAAAUGCAUACUAAAUACUGCAUGCCUUUCGUAGAUUAGAUUCGGCGGCAGCUUCCAUCUUUGGUAGCAGUCCUUUGUCAUUAGGUGAAUGAAAUAUACUCGGAGUCGAGUGUGGAUUUCAUGCUCUUUAUUCAGCUCAUAGUAGCGAGGAGUAGAAGUUUCCCCAAACUGUCUGCUUUAUAGACAUUAUUUACACAAUGGGCCCCACGUGAUUGGCUAAUUCCGGGAUUCUCCUGUAGGCCAAUCAGGUUGUGGAUUCACUUCCACCUGGAGCUGGAUUGGGUGGCUCCUGCGGACCAAUCAGACUGCUGCAUUCUGGAUCCUAUUCUAGGACCAAUCAGACUGCUGCAUUCUGAAUCCUAUUGUUCUAGGACCAAUCAGACUGCUGUAUUUUGGAUCCAAUUCAACUCAGUACAUAACAGUGAACUAAGUAUCCACCUUUUAACUUUGCUUCCUCCGUUAAAAAAAAAGAUUUCUAACUUACCGAGAUGUUUAUGCCAUGAAAUAGCUCCCUCCCUCCAACCACCACUCUAGAAUUGAGUGUAAACCAGGGUAGCCAGUGUUGUUGCCUGCAGGUGUUGUUUGGGCUGUACCACCCAUCAGCCUUAUGGAUCGCAGCCAUUGUAGCAGAUGAUGGAAGUUGAAGCCCCAACAACUUUUGGAUGGCAUCAUGCUGGUUAUCCCUUGUCUUGGCUGCUGUGUCCAGACUUAACGGCGUGCUUCCUUCUUGCCCCUCCCUAAAUUUUUUAACCUGGUUUCUCUGCUCCUACGGCGAGGUUUUCCUGGAAGAGUGUGUUCCAGCUGGGCACGUUAACAGGGCAUUUGUUUACGGCUUGCAUGUACUGCUUAAGUGGGGCACUGGUGGCGCUGUGGUCUAAACCACUGAGCCUCUUGGGCUUGCCAGUCGGAAGGUCGGCGGUUCAAAUUCCCACAAUGGGGUGAGCUCCCAUUGCUCUGUCCCAGCUCCUGCCAACCUAGCAGUUCGAAAGCAGGCCAGUGCAAGCAGAUAAAUAGGUACCACUGUGGCAGGAAGGUAAACGGUAUUUCCGUAUGCUCUGGUUUCCGGCACGGUGUUCCGUUGCACCAGAAGUGGUUUAGUCCUGCUGGCCACAUGACCCGGAAAGCUGUCUGCAGACAAACUCUGGCUCCCUUGGUCUGAAAGCGAGAUGAACGCCACAACCCCAUAGUUGCCUUUGGCUGGACUUAACCAUCCAGGGCUCCUUUACCUUUUACUGCUUAAGUAAAGUGGAGAAAGAACUGCAGGAGAUAUACCUCCAUGUUACUUCUUGGCACUUGGUUUUCUGCAAAAUGAUGGAGAUCCUUUAAGCCAGGAAUGGGCAGGGGGGACACCUGUGGCCUUCCAGUUCUUGUUGGACUCCAACUCCCAACAGCCCCAGCUAGCAUCCAGGAGGACAGUACUAGUAGUUGGACAGCCCCAUCUCUGAUUUAAGCCUCAGGCCAAGUUUGUGCAAUUGCAGUAAGCAUCUCAACAUCAGUUUCAUAUAUUUAGCCCUGGCUCUUGUGCUUAUUGUUAUUGUAAGUGUCAAGGAGCCAGGAGUGCAUCUUGCAUCCUUGCACUGGACACAACGUCCACACACACACACUGUUUACCUGUGUACUUGCCCCCCCGCCCCCAGUUGCACGUGGUUAACAAGCUGCAGGUUGGGGGGCCAAGGCUAGCACCGUGAUAACAACAAGGGGGGAAACAGCAGCUGUUAUUCUCCAAAAAUUAAUUGCAAUAACCCAAAAUCUUAGUUUAGCAAACGUGCACUGGCUGACAUAGCAAAAGUAACUCAAUCUCUCUCCCAGUUCCAAGAGGGACUGUAGUGGAAGAACAGAUAGUAAUUGGAACCCCAGGAACUCUGCUAGAUUGGUGUUUCAAGCUAAACCUUUUGAAUCCAAAGAAGAUCAAAGUAUGUGUGCUGGAUGAAGCAGACGUCAUGAUCGACAAACAGAAUUACUCAGACCAGAGUGUCCGAAUUCAGAGGUAAACAUAUUUUUAUUUGUUUUUUUAGUAAGACAGAUGUUGGCGAAGUAACUUACUUCUUGCUGAAAGUCCUGCAUGUAGAACUUUUCUAGACCUGCUCAUCCCUGUUGGAGCAUCUGGGAAGGUUUUUAACCACUUUAUUUGUAUUGAUAGAACUUGCUUUUUCACUAAUUUAUUAUUACUUUGGAGAAGGCAUGCCCUAUUGAAGACUUGUCUGUGCCGAAAGUGGCUUCAGAUGUAGACCUAAGGGCUUUUGUGCAGUCAUAUUGCUGCCAUGUAGAAACAAUAGCAUUCUCGCCUUUCUUCUUGUACGUGCAGAAGAUUAACAGCCUAAGUUCCCCGCGUGGGUUACAACAAUUUAAAAAUACAAUAUUAAAAACAGUUUAAAACCAAUGACUGCCACAAGAAUAGGGUGGGACCUUAAAAUAUUUACCUCAGGUGUCAAAAAGGCCAAGGUAAAGAGGUGCUUCUUCAGUAUACGAUGGAAGCUGUACAAUGCCACCAUUGCACAAAUCAGUCUCAUCAUUUGAUCCUCAUGUCCCUACACUGGCUCCCUGUCUGCUCAACACAAGCUCCUUGUCCCUGACUUGAGAGCCUCACAAGGCUCCCUGCUUCCCUUUCUGCUUUUAUAUCCUGAUAAUGUUCCUUAACGCGUCCUCUGCUUAUCCAACUCCUCUCUCAAAGCCUUUGCCCUUUCUCAAGCAUUCUGGUGUCCCUCCUUUCCUGCCCCAUGUGUCCUGGGAUGCCUCUCAACAAACCCUAAGCAUUUGCAACUGAAACAGUCACCUCUGCCCUUCCUCUGUUCUUCCCCCGUGCUGUAAGCUCCUGGGCAGACAGUUUUCCCCUUGUGUCUGCAAAGCUCCAUGUACCUGGACAUUUAAGAAGGAAAACCCCCCCUGUGAUUUGGCUUUUAUAAUUGUUCUGUUACCAGGAUGGAAGACGCAUAGGCAGGCAGUCUUUUUCCAGGUUCAUGGAAGUGCCUGAGAGAUGUUCGAUCAAGACCUUAUUAAUUGUAAAUACUUCUAUCUAGGAACGGAGUCUGUGGAAUAUGGUGCCAGGGGAGAAAUUUGAGGGAGGCAGACGGGCAAAGACAACCUCAGAGCCUGCUCCCUUCCCCUCCUCCCAAGUCCCAAGAAAUUCGUAUCACUGCCCUCUUAGAAGAAGCAUCUUUCAGUGGGGCUGGUGCUUUGGUUUUGUGUUUAUGUGGAUCUGGCCUUUAUCUUACAUGUGUUAUAUAUAUAUAGAAAUAGCUGAUUUUAAUUCUCUAGUUGAAAACUGAGAGGUAAACCUACUUAUUAGGAAUGAGUAGAAAUACACUGCAAAGUCUCCCUUCUUACCUGGUAACAAGUGAGAAUUCUGGGCUGCAUCAAUAGGAGUAUAGCAUCUAGAUCAAGGGAAGUAAUAGUGCCACUGUAUUCUGCUCUGGUCAGACCUCACCUGGAGUACUGUGUCCAGUUCUGGGCACCACAGUUCAAGAAGGACACUGACAAACUGGAACGUGUCCAGAGGAGGGCAACCAAAAUGGUCAAAGGCCUGGAAAUGAUGCCUUAUGAGGAACGGCUAAGGGAGCUGGGCAUGUUUAGCCUGGAGAAGAAGAGGUUAAGGGGUGAUAUGAUAGCCAUGUUCAAAUAUAUAAAAGGAUGUCACAUAGAGGAGGGCGAAAGGUUGUUUUCUGCUGCUCCAGAGAAGCGGACACGGAGCAAUGGAUCCAAACUACAAGAAAGAAGAUUCCACCUAAACAUUAGGAAGAACUUCCUGACAGUAAGAGCUGUUUGACAGUGGAAUUUGCUGCCAAGGAGUGUGGUGGAGUCUCCUUCUUUGGAGGUCUUUAAGCAGAGGCUUGACAACCAUAUGUCAGGAGUGCUCUGAUGGUGUUUCCUUCUUGGCAGGGGGUUGGACUCGAUGGCCCUUCUGGUCUCUUCCAACUCUAUGAUUCUAUGAUUCUAUGAGAAUGAAGAGGGUUAGUUAGAUGCUGCCUUCUAGCAAGGCAGGCAGUUGGUCAUGAAGCUCAGCUGACUAAGCUGUGGGCCUCAAGGCUUUCAGGCAGGAGUCUUUCCCAACCCUUCCUGAAGAUUGAACCUCGUAUCUUCUGCAUGCAAAGCACAGGCUGCAUCGCUAGGCCACAGCUGCUCCCCAGUGAGUUCAGUUCUAACAGGUAGGCAACUCCCAUCGUCCCUGCCCGUUGGCCAUGCAUGCUGGGGCUGAUGGGAGCUGUAGUUUGGCAACACCUGGAGGGCCCCAAGUCCCUCAAACCUGAUUUAUAAAGAGGCAAAAGAUUCGUGGCCACGAUUUCUCUUGAGAAUGAAAUGCUGGCUGCUUUUUGUUUUUCUUCCUUCCAGAGCUUUAGACCCCGGUUGUCAGAUGCUUCUCUUUUCCGCCACCUUUGAAGACCCUGUGCUGCUCUUUGCCCAGCGCAUCGUCCCCGAACCCAACGUUAUUAAGCUCCGCCGAGAGGAGCUGACCCUAAACAAUAUCAGGCAGUACUACUUUGAGUGUGAGAACAAGGAGGACAAAUAUAAAGCCCUGUGCAAUAUCUAUGGCAGCAUCACAGUCGGCCAAGCGAUCAUCUUUUGUCAGGUAAGGCGCCCUUGCAGCAUCGAGGUAACCUGGGGCCCCAGAAAACGUCCUGAGAAUAUAUUUGGGGUGAGGAGGAAUGGUGGGCCCAUGGUCUUGGGAUGAAGAUUUCUGACUUCCAAUCCAGUCUUACUAGUCAGAUAUGGCGUUACUAGUCAUUUACAGGUGGUGACCAUUUUGCGCAGGGGUUCAUUCCUGGACCCUGCGCCCGUCGACACAGCACACGUAAGCCAGUCCUGUCCCGCCCUCUUGCAGGUCCAAAAGGACUGCGUCGGCAGCCAUGCUUCAACUGGACUAGUGCAAAACGGUCUCCACCUGUACCUUGGGGGUCCAGAGUGGGAGGGUAAAUGACUCAGGACUGCAAUACGUCAAGGACCGCCUCUUUCCAUAUGAACCUACCCGGACCCUGAGACCAUCUUCUGAGGCCCUCCGUGUACCGCCACCUCGAGAGGGCCAGAGGGUGGCAACACGAGAAUGGGCCUUCUCUGCAGUGGCUCCUCGUCUGUGGAAUGCUCUCCCCAGAAAAAUUCUCCUUGUGCCUUCAUUAUACACUUUUAGGCACCAGGAAAAAGCAUUCCUUUUAAACCAGGCCUUUGGUUGAUCUGAUUUACAUCCUAUGCCCUUUUAAAAUGUGUUUUUUUUGUGGGGGACUAUUGGGUUUUUAUUAUGUAUUUUGUGGUUUUAUAUCAUGAUUUUAUUCUGUGAACCGCCCUGAGACCCCCGGGUAUAGGAUGGUAUAUAAAUUCAACUAAUAAUAAUACAGUGGUACCUUGGUUUAAGAACAGCUUAGUUUAUGAACAACUUGGAUUAAGAACGCUGCAAACCCGGAAGUAGGCGUUUUGGUUUGUGAACUUUGCCUUGGAAGCAGAACAUGUUUCGCUUCCUGUUGAGUGUGUUACAUUUGUAAAUUGAGUCCCCCACUGCUGUGGGAAAGCACACCUUGGUUUAAGAAUGCUUUGGUUUAAGAACGGACUUCCGGAACGGAUUAAGUUCAUAAACCAAGGUACCACUGUAAUAAUAAAUAUAAAUGGUUCAAGGCUAAAUUCCUAAAAGCUGGACCUGCCAGAACAGAAAUGUCGGCGUCACUGCAGGGAAGGCCAUGACCUUGUAUGUCUCUUUUUUCCUGUGUUCCUUUGGCAGACUCGUAAAAAUGCCAAAUGGCUUCACUGGGCUCUGUCGAACGAUGGGCACCAAGUAUCCCUGUUGAGUGGGGAGCUCUCUGUCGAAGAGCGUGCAGACGUGAUCCAGAGGUUUCGCGAUGGGAAAGAUAAAGUCCUCAUCACAACCAACGUCUGCGCCAGAGGUAAUGACUUGGAUGAGCAAACGCGAGGUGGGAACUUGCUAAUUCAGCAGGAAGUGACCUUGUUUUGUGUCGCCUCGCAGGCAUCGACGUGAAGCAGGUCACGAUCGUUGUCAACUUUAGCCUGCCUACAACGACGCCCUGGCUACCUGACUACGAGACCUACCUGCACCGCAUAGGCCGAGCAGGUCGCUUUGGAAAGAAGGGUCUGGCGUUCAAUAUGGUCGAAAGGCAUAAUCUACCGCUUGUCUAUGCAAUUCAAGACCACUUCAGUGAGCAUGAUAUUUUCAUGUGACUUAAUAGUGCAGAAAGUUAGACAUCGGGUUAGGGUAAUCAGGGUUUGAAUCUCUGCUCAGAAACAUGCUCACUGGCUUUUAGCCUCUGAAUUAGCUAUAAUUGGGAAUUAAAAAGGUUGCACAGCAGUGGAAAAGAGAGAGAGAGGCUGAAUUAUAGUUGGGCAUUUUUCCUGCCAGAAAUGACUUGGUCUAUUGCCUAGACAAAUAACAGCAUUUUAAAAUAAUUAAACUUUCAACAUAGCAACAGAACUACAUUUUUAACCAUUUGAUACAUACGCGUAUUAACAAGAUCCAAUUCUUUAUUGCAUGCAUCACAUGCCUUUUCUUCAGGAUGGUUAAGGUAGUUAUUCAUUUUUAUUUAUUCAAAAGCAUUUAUAAACUAAUAAUUUAAAAAAUACUUUCAGCAGUGUACAAUAUAAAAACAAUUCAGUAUCAUUAAAACAAAAAUACGGCCUGGAAUCAAUAACAGGGUACCAUACAUGGCUGUCCCCUUUUUGCACACAACAACCUUGCGAGAGGCAGGAAAGACCACGAGAUGGUGUCUGUCCUGCUUCACUUUGGUUAGGAGGCAGGCUCACGUUGCUUCAUAGCUGCUUGGGGGCCUGAAAUGUGCUGGUCCAAUACCCUAACCUAAUGACUCCUCAAGCUGGCUAAUUUCAUGGGUUGAGAAUAUUGGGAGAAAAUUCUGCAGAGUUGCCCUUUUCUUUCCACACCAGAUAUUUUCUCAGACAAAGGUUGCCUUUAAAAAUGUUGUCCCAGCCGUAUCACAAGCAUCUGUUGAUCUCUCCGUCCACCGAGUCAGAGAGGAGAACAGGCCCAGAGUAGUAGUCGCCCUCCCUGUGACCAGUGGCUUGUGAAGGGUUGAGUCCUUCUUUCUGCAUUGGGAUCCUCCUUCUAGCAAAAAUGUCUUUCCUUUUCAGAAACUACCAUCAAGUGCCUCGAUCCAGAGGAUAUGGAAGCACUGGAAAAAAUAGACGACUGAAUUCUUCUACGGCUUGAAGGGGAAAUGGUGGCUUUCCAGAAUACGGCUGGGCUCAAACUCCCAAUUUUCCCUAGCCUGCAUGGCCAGGAGCAAGGGAUGGUGGGAGCUGGGGUCGAGCAUGUUUGGAGGGCCCCAGGUUACCCAUCCUAGAGAGUUCUGUAAUGUUAAACCAUUUUUCAGACGAUGCUGAUAUUUUGUCAGAAUAAUAAUAAUU
Molecule: messenger RNA, 21938 nt
Organism: Podarcis lilfordi (Lilford's wall lizard)
Lineage: Eukaryota; Metazoa; Chordata; Lepidosauria; Squamata; Lacertidae
Source: the annotation of a GenBank genome assembly